Anas platyrhynchos (mallard) is the source of this 1985-nucleotide messenger RNA. It is a transcript of the gene BTG4, whose product is annotated as BTG anti-proliferation factor 4. Lineage: Eukaryota; Metazoa; Chordata; Aves; Anseriformes; Anatidae. Gene Ontology annotation, cellular component: nucleus; cytoplasm. The record is from RefSeq and is a predicted model, not a curated record.
GCAAGGUGUAUUGUUUAGAAGAGGGGGAGAGAAAUUGGGUGUUUGUGGGGUUUCUGUUAGGAAAAAAAACAAGCUAACAACUACAUAGGUUCUUGUAGUAUUAAAUCUGUUUCCUUGGUGACUAUUUGGAGUUGUAUGUAAAGUAUAUCUUAGAUUUUCAGCAGCUUUGGUCUGAGAAGCACUUUGUGCACUUGAUUUAAAAUGAAAGACGAAAUUGCUGCCACGGUCUUCUUCAUCACAAGGCUGGUGAAAAGGGAAGACAAGCUGAGUAAGCAUAAAAUUGAGAAAUUUGCAGCUAAGUUGACAACAAUACUGUUUGAGAAGUACAAGAAUCACUGGUACUUGGACAAUCCAUCCAGAGGACAAGCCUUCAGGUGUAUAAGGAUAAACAAACAUCAGACAAGAGAUCCGCUGCUGGAGCAAGCUUGUGUGGAGAGUAAUGUGGACUUCAGUAAUCUUGGUUUGCCAAAAGAGAUGACGCUAUGGGUUGAUCCAUUUGAGGUAUGUUGCAGGUAUGGUGAGAAGAACCGGCCGUUCACAAUUGCCCACUUCGAGGGAGAGGAGAACCCAGAGCUCCCUCAGCAGAUCAGCUAUGCUGUUGACAGAGCAGCUCUAGACUAUCAGUCUGGCACUUCUUCUGAUGAGGAGAGCUUCAUCAAGGAACCAAAAGCUAUCCCUACUGUCAGUAACCCUAACAGUAUCUACCAGUUUAGUGACUACUGCAAGCCACCCAUGCAGCACUGGUCGCAGUAUCUUCAUAGGAAGACAUACAUGACUGAUGGCUCAUACUAUGCCCAGCACAGGGGUUACAAAACCUACAGGCCAACAGCUGCUUUCAUAGGACCACGUGUUGAUAGAUACCACUGGAUCAAUACCAAGCGGUAGAUCUGUGGCUGCACAUGUUAGAGGCUGUUGAAGCACUGAGCUAUGGUAUGGGAUGAAGGCUGGCACUACAAAGCUUCAUGAAAACAGAAAGCACUUACUGUCUGUUCCCUAUCUCUUACUCUGUAUAUCUGGAACUUCGGGGUUUUAUUAUGUAACUUUUUAAUGUUUUAUUAAUGUUAACAUAAGACUGAAAAUUAAUGUGACUCUACUUGUAAGUUAAAAAGGAAAUGCAUAUAUCAAUAAAUCUAAUCAUGUUCUUUUAAAAGCUGUGUGAUCUGCUAUCAGUGCCCUGAAGGCAGUUAAAGCUUUUCAGUGAAGUCACAAGCAAGUCAAGGAAGAUUUAAAAAAAAAAAAGUGAAAAGUGACUUGCCUUGAAAGGUAAUCUGUGUCCUCCUGGCAAAAGUAGCAAGAGCAGAAGCAUACUCUGUAGUUGCACAUCUACACAUCACAAGUGGUUGAGUGAAGCUUUGCUAUUUGCAGCUGUGAAAGACUGCCUUGUGGCUCCAGCUGGGCUUCUGCUUCUUAGCCUGUAGCUUACCUGUCAGAAGAACACAGCCUUGUGGACAGGAGAAGAAUGAAUACAUGGCAUUGUAGCUUUCCACAGCUGUAAGUUAGCAUAAGCUUGCCAGUCUGCAGUACUGUGUCCCCUGGGAAGCUUUUCCUGUAGCUGUGGGACAACUUGAAUCACUUGAGCUGUUUUCCAACUAGUCCACAACACUGGACACAUGGAGUCUACACUCCCAGUAGGAAAGAUACUGGAGUCCUAAACUGUGUUCUAGGAUAUUGCUUGAAACACUUUUUUUUUACUCAGUGCUGGUACUAAUUACAUUAAACCCCUGCUUUUGUAUUGAUUUGCAGUAUCUCUUCCUACUGACUCAAUGUGUCUCCUAUUCCACCCAUUUGCUUAUUAAACAGGGAUGCGAGGGUAGCAGAAGCGAUGUCAAUAGCUUGUCUUGCUGGCUAAUCUGUUGAAAAUGCUCAACUUGUGUGUCAAAAAUCAGUAGCUUGUGUAAAUACAUGGCUACUUCAGCUAUUUCUACUUGCUCUACUCUACCUCUUGCUACCUAAUAAACAAUGAUGGAAACAACUAAAAAACAGUC